This is a messenger RNA of Pectinophora gossypiella (pink bollworm), 3039 nucleotides long. RefSeq names its product guanylate kinase. Bases 182 to 802 code for a protein of 206 amino acids. NCBI's taxonomy places the organism in Eukaryota, Metazoa, Arthropoda, Insecta, Lepidoptera, Gelechiidae. Gene Ontology annotation, molecular function: GMP kinase activity. The transcript is spliced from 5 exons. Gene Ontology annotation, cellular component: cytosol. Gene Ontology annotation, biological process: purine nucleotide metabolic process. The record is from RefSeq and is a predicted model, not a curated record.
UUGACAUUUCUUUUCACGGCACGGCGCGUAUCGCGCAUGAAAUACUUUUACAGUACUUACAUACCUAUUUUCCUAUUUAUUUCAUUAUCUGUGAGCCGAUAUCGCUCCAACGUUAAUUAAAUUAAAGCAAAUCGUAAACUGCUUACCUGCAACCACGAAUUUCUUAAAACAUUUUACCACUAUGGUGCAGAAAGGGCCUCGUCCGUUGGUUCUGUGUGGUCCGUCGGGAUCGGGUAAGAGCACGCUGUUGAAGCGUCUUCUCAAAGAAUUCCCAGAUAAAUUCGGAUUCAGUGUAUCUCAUACCACAAGGGCUCCUCGCCCGGGGGAGGCCAACGGCGUACACUACCACUUCACUAACAAGAAAGAUAUGAUUGAGGCUGUGCAAAAGGGCGAAUUCAUCGAAACUGCAACCUUCAGUGGGAAUAUGUAUGGAACCAGCAAGCGUGCUGUGGAUGAUGUCCGGCGCACUGGCAAGAUAUGUGUCCUUGACAUUGAGAUUGAGGGUGUAAAGCAAGUGAAGAAGACGGAUUUAGAUCCUCUCCUGGUGUUUGUUAUGCCACCGUCCAUCGAAGAGCUGGAGAGACGUCUACGUGCACGCAACACAGAGAAUGAUGAAGCACUAAAGAAAAGGUUGACAACUGCACAACGAGAGAUUGAAUUUGGUCAGGAACCAGGCAACUUCCACAUUAUUAUCCUCAAUGACAACUUGGACAAGGCAUAUGCUGAGCUUCGGGAAUUUAUUUCCCAGAACAUCAAGGAAAAAGAUGAAGCAAAUACUCCAACUGAGGACAAGCAACAGUAAACAUCUGCAUGGUUUUGCUACUAGUGAAAGUUUGCUUCUAUUUCUAGAUACCUCAGGAGUUUCACCAGGCUUAUAAAAUAAGCUGGCAUUAAUAUGAAUUUGUAUAUAAGGUACAUACUGUUAAGUCGAUUCCUGAGGUAAAUAGAAAUAUUGCCAUUAGAUGUCGAUAUUUUUGGUGUUAGAAGUAGAUUCAUAAGAUUAAAAUUGGAUUUUAAAAUAUUCAGCGAAGAUAUUCAAGGCCCCAAAAUUAAAUACGCUGUCGUACACGUGACUACGAUGGGUGGUUUAGUGUAGUUUAGUUUACAUUACCAUGGAAAUUUUGCCCAUUUUGUUGUGAUUAGUUCAUUACAAUAUAUUUGUAAUUUUCACAUUAUUUCACCUUAUAGAAAAAUAAUUGUAAGUAGUAGUUUUCAACGAAAACUUUGGGUACUUAUUGCGAAUUUCGGUCUCUUGGCUCUCUUGCCAUAAAAAAGUAACUAAGUAAGACUUAUUACUUUUUAAAAUCAAGUAUUGAAUUCAAGAAAAAACUACCUCCAUAGUACUGUAAGUAUACAGUAUUGUUCAAAAAUCUUUAUAGGAAAAUUUUCGAAUAUAUUGAUGUUCUAUUAGGAAUGUUAGCGAGUUUUAAUGUUAGUGAAAUGUGCGCACGUUUUAAUAUUUUUGUUGAUUGUUAACUUAUGUAUUUAGGUACUUACUGUAAAGUUGGUAAGCUCAGAGCUGAGGGUGUAGCACGCUUAUUGUGACAAUUGCUGUACAAUCAAUGAGAAAAUAUUUUGAAAGGCAAACUAAGUUCAAUACUGUAUGCUAAAACCUGUCUUUGGUCAAGCUACACAGACAGUCGUGGUUUUGUAUAUUAAUUUUACCACAUUAAUUAAUGAAUGGAACACUAAACAAAUAUGUGAUCUAUAAUUUCAGUGCCUUUAUUUAUAACAAGCUCUAUGAUACAGUUAUUUAUUAUAUUAGUACAAAUAACUCACCACAUUCAUAAUAUUGUUACAUAUUUUAUAAUUUUUUUCCGGAUACCCAUGUAAGUACCUGCCCUCUACAGCAAUUGUAGUACCCAAUAAUAAUAAUUUUGCAUUGUAAGAAGCUAUAGUUGAAAGUUAUAUAAUGAAUCUCCAUAUAGUUGUAAAUAAUACAGAAUUUAUAUGUAUCAGCAUUUAUUCAUAGAGCAUUUACACAUUACAUUAGAAAAAUACUUAGGUUAGUUGUGUACAUUCCAUUUAUAGAGAUAUAUUUUCUGAUAUCCACAUAAAAGUGCCAAAAGUUACUUGAAGUUCUGUUAUUAACCAUUAUAAUGUAAUAAAUGAAAUAGUAAAUAAGUUGUAUUUAGUGCCCAUACACAUCAGAAUUUGUAGUUCUCACUUAUGAAAUGUAAUAAUCUAGUAAAAGUUGAUCAGAUAGAUAAAUACUCUUCAUGUUAGUAUUACAUAGGUGCUUAGCAGAGGCUGCAUAGAAAUCUGGUGUAUGAUGGGUGCAUCACAUUUAUAACUAUAACAGUAAAAUAUUGUGUUGUGUUUUGUUUAUUAAAGCUGUUCAGCUAAUUUAAUACUCUUAAGUCAGAGUGUCAUAUUUGACAACAUGAAUAACAGUAGUUUCAUGUUCAUGAGCGCCGGCAGGAUUACUUUCAGUAAAUUUGUGCAAUAAAUCUUUGUAAUUAUUAAUUAGGUAUUUUUCAUCCAUUUACAUCUUGCCAAUAGAAUUUUAGUUCUUAAUUAUGUUUUCUGAGUAUUUUCUUUUCUGGCAGGGUGUGCAAGUUCACUCUUGUAUCUUCCUUCCGGUGCUUAUGCUCAUGUCUGAGACACGCAUAUAUUUGCAUGAAGGAUGUCUCAGGUGACUAACAUUAUUUAUUAUCUGUUUAGAAACAUGCAGGGAUAUAUAUUUAUUUCAAUGAAUGAAACUAUUUUUCUUUUUUUUAUUUUAGUUCUUCGGGGACUGUAAGGACAACUGUUUGGUGAAGAAAUCGAAAAUAACAUUUUAAUUAAUAUUAUUUCUGUGGAGCUUUUUAUAAUUCAUGAUCAUCCAUUUUGACGUUGGAUGCAUCACAAAUUCAAAACCAUUCCAUGAAAACUAAAGCAGUUGUGCAUAACUUAGUGUGUGUGAUCAUUUGCAUAAUAAUUUUAAAAAUAUAUAUUUGCUAGAUAAUGCAAAUUAUUAUGGCUAGAUAAAUCUCUUAAGUCAGUAAAUUAUUGCCUAUUAUACUAACUGUGAAAGUAAAUAAAAUUAUUUAAUUGUAA